AUGGCCAACGAAUGGGUCGAGGCUGCUGCCCCUCUACAACCACAAUCAAUCCAGCUAGCACCCCUGGAGCAAUAUUCCCCCCGGCUAUUUAUUAGCGCUGUUCUGUGCUUUCACAUUCCACCCUCCUCCCCCUUUUUUGCUGAAGACAUCUAUUCGCGGUUGCGAGUCGGCCUGAGCCGAACCCUGGUCCAGGUUCCUGUGCUGGCCGGGCGAAUAUACAACAGCGCCGAAGCCGAUGGGAAAGCGACCAUCCGAAUCCACUCAAACGCGAGGGUGGAGUUUUCCUUCCGGCAUUACACUAGCGGGGACCUGCUUGCGCCGUACAGCUUUGCGCGCCUGAAAGUCCAGCAGUUCCCGAUUUUUAGUCCGACCUGCCUAACAAUUGACCUGUUACCGGUGUCGCCAGUGGUCGCCGACGACAGCCCAGUUUUCGUGGCUCGCGCGAGUUUUAUUGACGGUGGCCUCCUCCUGGCCUUCGGCGUGUCCCAUGCCAUCGCAGAUGGGACUUCUGUCGGGAUUAUUCAGAAGAUCUGGGCUCACCAUACGCGCAAUGCAAAGACGGCCAUGCCCAGUGUCCUCUCUCCGUUGCCUUUUGAUAAGGAUCGUGCCCGGCUCUUUCACGGAAAUAAUCAUGGUACUUUAUCAGCGAUGAGCCCUUGGAGAAUCUGCGACCGAUCCUGGAACGCGCCGCUGAGCUUAAAAACGCUCGAAACAGCCGCGGCGACACAACUGCCCCAGGAUGCUAGCUGGUCCAUUGGGCCCCACCGCAGCAAGGCAAUCUGGUGCUUCAGUCCCGAGAAGCUGCAAGAGUUAAAGCAAUGUGCAUCGACCCAGGACCCUAGCCAAUGGAUCUCGACCUAUGAUGCCGUGGCGGCCUUGAUCUGGCAACGAGCCGCCAUCGCCCGGCGGUUGGGCAGUCGUGGGUAUCUCACCGCAAGAUGCUGCAUCCCCGUUGAUGUACGCCAGCUCCUGCACCCCCCUCUGCAUUCUGAAUUCGUGGGGAACGCUGUGGACACCAUGUUUGCUGAGCACCCAACAUCUGAGCUCAAGCGCCCAAGCCUUGACCUCUUGCCGGCGCUGGCGCAGAAGAUCCAUAAUGCGCGACGGAACUGGCGUCUUUCCGACUGGCAGUCCCUGGUGGGAAUUGUGGGCUCUCUACCGGCUCAUCAAACGCUGAGCAUGGACUUCUUACCCGGGGAUGACCCGAGCAUUGUCGUCAUCGACGCGUCGAAGUUGCCCUCCUACCAGCUCGACUGGGGAGAAGGGCUGGGUUUGAUCCAUCAUUUCCGAGCACUAGAUUUAGAUAGCGACGGAUCCAUCUCCCCGGUCUCAAUCGCCUGCAUACUCCCAAAGCGACCGGAUGGUGGACUGGAGGUAAUGACGAUCUUCAGCGAUGAGGUGGUGCAGACUUUGAAGGCGGACUCGAAUUUCACUUCUUUUGCCGCGUACCGCUGCGGGAAGUCACCCCGUCCGAUGGCGCUCUUAUAA
Molecule: messenger RNA, 1488 nt
Organism: Aspergillus tanneri
Lineage: Eukaryota; Fungi; Ascomycota; Eurotiomycetes; Eurotiales; Aspergillaceae
Exons: 1
Coding region: 1-1488 (495 amino acids)
Molecular function (GO): acyltransferase activity, transferring groups other than amino-acyl groups
Source: RefSeq, a predicted model, not a curated record